This is a messenger RNA of Pseudophryne corroboree (corroboree frog), 909 nucleotides long. RefSeq names its product taste receptor type 2 member 41-like. The record is from RefSeq and is a predicted model, not a curated record. NCBI's taxonomy places the organism in Eukaryota, Metazoa, Chordata, Amphibia, Anura, Myobatrachidae. Gene Ontology annotation, cellular component: membrane. Gene Ontology annotation, molecular function: G protein-coupled receptor activity; bitter taste receptor activity; protein binding. The coding region runs from base 1 to 909 and encodes 302 amino acids. Gene Ontology annotation, biological process: G protein-coupled receptor signaling pathway; sensory perception of taste. The transcript has a single exon.
AUGUCUUAUACUUCAUUAAUUUCAGUGGGAUCUGUGGAUGCGGCUAUAUUGUUGCUUUCUGCCCCAGGAAACAUAUUCAUUCUCCUGGUGAAUAUUUUGGAUGCUGUCCAUUUGAAAACACUUAAUUUAAGUGACCAGCUCAUUUGUAGCAUCUCUGCAGUCAACAUGCUACAACAAUUCUUCUAUGUUGCAGAUUUUGUAUUUUUAGCACUAACAAACGAAGAAUCGGAUGACACAGUUACAAUGUACUUUUCAAUAUUGUUUCGGACUUUAACAUCCUGCAACAUCUGGCUUUCUACCUGGCUCUGUGUGCACUUCUGUAUAAAACUUGUGAACAUUAACCACAGAUGUUACAUUUAUCUACAGAAAGUGUUUCCCAAAACAUUUAAAUGGAUUCUAAUUUCAACUUUCCUGGGAUCAUUUCUGAUCAGUUUUCCAACAAUGUGGAGCAGUCUAAAACUUACUUCAUAUAAUAAUACUUUCAUGGAAUAUGGUCAACCAGUUUAUGAAAAAGAUUUAUUCUCCAGUGCAUUGCAUAGUGUGACAUCCCCCGUGGCCAUUCUAGUUUUAUUUACUUCAGCCCUGACAAUCAUCAUCGCUCUCUGUAGACACAUGAAAAGGAUUCAAGACAAUGCUGCAGGCUCCAGAACUCCUAGCAUGGAAGCGCAUGUUCGGGCUACUAGAACCAUUCUCUGUCUCUUAGUAAUUUAUGUAUUUUAUUUUAUUGAUGGACUUAACUGUUUUCCUGUAAACUACCAGAAGAUUUUUGAGUAUUUUACAUUGACAAGUUUAGCAUUAGGUCAGAUUCUUAGCCCUUGGAUUCUUAUUAAAGGAAACAGCAAACUAGAUAAAGCACUUCAAGGACUCUUACAUGGCUGCUCUUGUCCCCGGUUAUCUAAUGAUGCAUAA